AUGAUUAAGUCAAGGCUUCAAUGGUGGCCAAAAACUUCUGACCUUUUCCCCUCUUCUCAGGCUAGUUUUCGACCAGGAAGAUCUUGCGCUGACAACCUUACAAUGCUGACUAUGUCCGUGAAGGAGGCCUUUUCAAUGGGCAAAGACGUACUGGCUUGCUUUCUUGUCAAAGGAGCGUUUGAUAAUGUUAACAGUGAUAUUCUAAUGAAAAAAUUCAGUACUAUGGAAUGCCCUCAUAACAUUGUUAAUCUCGUAAACUUUCUAACGCACGAACGUAAUGUCACGUUUGUUGUUAACGACUCCUACAUUUUCAUAAGAAAAGUAUUUAAGGGCUUGUCCCAAGGUGGAGUCCUCAGCCCUCUCCUAUAUCUUAUUUACGUGAAUGAUAUUAUAGUCAGCCUAAAUCCUUUUAUCCAAAUUUCACAGUUUGCGAAUGACAUAGCUAUUUACUGUCCAGUUACAAUACCUAGCAAAAGUAAAAGAACUUUAGAAAAAACUAUCACCAUCUUAGGUGCCAAUUUUGACCACCUUGGUUUAUCUUUAGCACUUGAAAAGACUAUCCUAAUUCACUUCAACCAAAAAGAGAUCCGACCAGUGGCAUAA
Messenger RNA from Frieseomelitta varia, 603 nucleotides. RefSeq lists its product as uncharacterized. The coding region runs from base 1 to 603 and encodes 200 amino acids. The record is from RefSeq and is a predicted model, not a curated record. The transcript has 2 exons. Lineage: Eukaryota; Metazoa; Arthropoda; Insecta; Hymenoptera; Apidae.